Phytophthora megakarya is the source of this 972-nucleotide messenger RNA. NCBI's taxonomy places the organism in Eukaryota, Oomycota, Peronosporomycetes, Peronosporales, Peronosporaceae. The record is from the annotation of a GenBank genome assembly.
AUGUCGCAAAAAACGGACAUGGAUCCAUCACCUAUCAACCAGGCAUCGGAUCUGGACCUUACCUGGGACUCAGAUCAAGAUUAUGAUGAAUGCGUGUAUUACCAUAAAGGAAGUGAUCUAUACGCCGAAGACGUCGAUGGUCAGAUGGCGGUACUGCCGGAAGUACCUGCGACGACGGAAGAUGUGAGGAUCGAAGAUAUUCAACUAUGCGGAUCUGAUAAUCAAACUCCGGAGGAAAUUGAGCGACUUCGCCAAAAGAUCUGGAAGUUCCGACAUCUCUUGAUCGGUAAGGGAAAUGCCCUUGCACCGGCAGCUAGAGGCGUGGUGUGUGAUAUCGAUGUCGGGGGAGCGAGACCUAUCGCCCUCAAGUGCCGUAAGUUGCGGAUCCAGUUCAGGGAGAAGCUGGCAGACCUGAUCAAGGGUCUAUUGUCUGCCAAGAUGAUCAACUACUCCAGAUCACCAUGGGCUUCCCCAAUCGUGGUGAUCAUUAAGAAGAAUGGAGUGGACAUCAGGCUAUGCAUUGAUUAUCGGUUGGUUAAAAGCCUGAGUAUAUCCAAUGCCCUUGAUCAACGAUCUACUCGAAGUUCUGGAGUCGACACUUUGGUACUGUUCCUUGGACAUGGCAAGCGGAUUUUGGGUGAUCGUGCCCGCUUGAUCUCAGCUUUCAUAACGCCGUUCGGGCUAUUUGAAUGGAAUCGAAUGCCUUUCGGCUUGAAGAAUGCGCACCAGAUCUAUCAACGUAUGAUCGACAACGCGCUAUAUGGAUUCACUCGGAUCCCGAAGUCCGAAGAUCACGGAGAUACUCUGGAUGUGUUUGAGGGCGGGGAACCGGCAGAUCCAGGCAAGCCAUCGGGAAUGCCUAAGGUGGAAUAUCUUGGGCAUAGGGUCUCGCACAAUGGACUGGAGGCAAAUCCGAAAGAUCUGUCUGCAUUGACUGAUCUAGCCUUUCCAGGAUCACACAGAGCUAUGUAA